Molecule: messenger RNA, 1692 nt
Organism: Gavia stellata (red-throated loon)
Lineage: Eukaryota; Metazoa; Chordata; Aves; Gaviiformes; Gaviidae
Gene: TMEM161A
Product: transmembrane protein 161A
Exons: 12
Coding region: 16-1383 (455 amino acids)
Source: RefSeq, a predicted model, not a curated record
UGCACUGACCCCGGCAUGGCGGUGAUGGGGGUGCAGGUGGUGGUGAGCCUGCUGGCAGCCAGCGUCAUGCAGAAGAUGGCCCCGCACUGCUCCUUCGCUCGCUGGUUGCUCUGCAACGGCAGCCUGCACCGCUACAAGCACCCCUCGGACGAGGAGCUCUGCGCCCUGGCAGGCAAGCAGCGCCCCAAGGCCAAGCGGGACAGGAGGAUGAACGGCGUGACGGAUGACAAGCCUCUCUCCGUGCCCCGGGACAUCGACCUCCGCCUGGACCCCAGCCCCAUCACCGCCGUGGAUGCUCUCGAGGGCUACUACUGCCUGGCGGACCCCCAGAAAGAGACCAACAUUGGGGUGCUCUGGUGCCUGCUGACGGUCGUCUUCUCCCUCAAGGUCUUCUUCAUGGUGAUGCGCCAUUACUUCUGCUCGGAGGAGGGGGGCGAGCGCUCCGUCUGCCUCACCUUCGCCUUCUUCUUCCUCCUCCUCGCCAUGGUGGCCCUGGUCAUCCGUGAGGACUACCUGGAGUUCGGCCUCGAGCCCGGGCUGGCCGGUGUCAGCGGCAACCUGGAGAGCAUCCUGAAGCAGCGGGGCUGGGAGUGGACGCUGCCCCUCGCCAAGCUGGCCUUCAAGCUGGGGCUGGUGGCCCUGUGCUCCCUCCUGGGCGCCUGCCUGACCUUCCCGGGGCUGCGCCUGGCCCAGACGCACCUCGACGCUCUCCGGAUGGCGGCUGACAAGCCCCUGACCCAGGUCCUGCUCCACGUGAGUUUCCUGGCGCCUGUCCUCGUGGUGGUGAUGUGGAUCAAGCCCAUCUCGCGGGAUUUCCUGCUCCGCGCGCCCAUGGGCAAGCAGACAGUGCAGAUCAUGUCGGACUCUGCCUACAACACCGCGCGCCUCUGGACCAUCGUCGGCCUCUGCCUGUUGCGCCUGGCCGUCACCCGCCAUCACCUCCAGGCGUACCUGGGCCUGGCCGAGCGCUGGGUGGAGCAGAUGAGGAAGGAAGCCGGGCGCAUCGCUGUCCUGGAGAUCCAGCGCAAGAUCACGAGGAUUUACUGCUACGUCUCUGUGGUCAGCCUGCAGUACCUGGGACCCGUCAUCCUCACCCUCCACUGCACGCUGCUCCUCAAGACGCUGGGGCACCACUCGUGGGGGCUGUACCCGGAGCCCCCUCCCCUCCCUCCGGCAGCGACCACAGCACCGCUGCGUCCCGGCGGUGAGGAUGGGGAAGACGUGCGUGCCGCGGUGGAACAGAUCACCGGCGUCUUGGGCGGCAUCUUCACCCCCCUCUUCUUCCGUGGACUCUUCGCCUUCCUCACUUGGUGGGUGGCCGCCUGCCAGGUCGUCACCAGCCUCUUCGGCCUCUACUUCCACCAGUACCUGGCAGCCUCCUGACUGGGGGGAGCUGGGACCUGCCUCGGGGCGCAGUGGGUGCCCGGCUGCUGGUCCCCUUGCUCCUGCCUCGCCGGGUUUCCCCCUUUGCCUGUGGCACACGUGGACACACACGUGGGGACUUUUCUGCCACCCGCUCUCAUCGUGACGGCUUUUAUGCAUCUGGGCUGGCGUGGGCAUCGCCUGCUCCCGCCGCCGAUCACCACCGUGCCUGCUCUCGCCCCGCCGCCGCUCCGGGCUGCGUCCCUCCAGCCCCUCGUCCCCUUCCCGGCCCUGCACGGUGAUGGAGGAGCUGGAGCCCCGCAGACGGGU